UGUUCCACGUUGUAACACGGCUCCUCGGCCUUCAGAAGUCGGUGUGGACAGCAGACAUCAUAUGGCUGCCAUAUUUACUCCUCUCUCUUGUAUUUUUAGAAGCUGCUUCAUACCUCUGAGGAAAAAUCAACUCAUGACGUUUCAAAUCUUUGUUCCUGUGGCUGAAUGAAGUCGUCAGCUCGAGGGCGUUUGGAGAUCUGCGUCUGGAAAACAGGGGAGUGGAUCUUUGACCUUUGACCCCGUUUACCUAAGAAUCACGCCGAUCCACAGAGCAGGAGCAGAAGGAAGGCGACCCUCAGAGCGAUCUUCAUGCUGAUGUUUCCUCAGUGAUCAGUCGUCCUGCAGCAGCUCAGGAGGCGGAACCUCGGUGAGGCUUAUCCUUCUUAUUCUGCGGGGCCGGACUCAUAACAGUGAGACACCGCGGGGUUCCGACGGAAGCUGUUCGGUGGGAAACAACGAGCGGAGGAUGUGGCUGCUGUCGGUGUUGGUGCCUCUCGUCAGGCUGUAUUUCUGCGGGGCUAAAGUGCUCUUCUAUCAGAUGUUCUACAGAUCCUUUAAGCUGCCAGUCUUACCAAAGCAAUGUGGAAGGGUUGCCAUUGUGACGGGUGGGACCAGAGGAAUGGGGUUUGAGGCUGCGAGACACCUGGCAGGCCUGGGCAUGCAUGUUUUCAUAGUUGGAAACGAGAAAGAGGAAGGAACCAAGGCCGUCCAGAAGAUUCAAGAAGACGGGGCCGAGGGGAAAGCUGAGUUUGUGUUUGUGGACCUGACCUCACUGAAGUCGGUGCGUCAGUUUGCUCAGACAUUCAGAGACAGAGGACUCCCUCUUCACCUGCUGGUCAACAACGCCGGCACCAUGCUCGUCCCUGAGCGUCAGACGGAGGACGGCUUUGAGUUCCACUUCGGUCUGAACUACUUGGGUCACUUCCUGUUGACCAAUCUGCUGCUGGAUAUACUGAAGGAGUCUGGGAAGCCGGGCCGCUGCUCCAGGAUCGUCAACAUGUCGUCAGCCACUCACUACGCUGGGAUCAUGAACAUGGACGACCUGAACCGGAGGAAACACUACAGCUCACACGGGGCCUACGCUCAGAGCAAACUGGCUCUGGUGCUGUUCACGUACUACCUUCAGGAGCAGAUGAUGGCGGGCGGGUAUCACGUGACAGCGAACGCUGUGGACCCAGGCAUGGUGGAUACAGCGCUGUAUGACAACCUGUGGACUCUUGCACAGAUGCUGAAGAAGCCGGUCGCCAAAAUCCUGUUCAGGACUCCAGCAGAGGGCGCCUCCAUUGCGCUCCUGGCUGCAGCGUCCUCUGAGUUCGAGGGCGUCGGGGCGUGCUACCUUUACAACGGGGAGAAGAGAUCGUCUGCAGAGGUCUCGUACGACACUGAGCUGCAGGCCAAGCUGUGGAAGAGGAGCUCUGAGCUGGUGGCGCUGCAGAAGGCCUGACACCCCACAACCCCAACACCCCACGACCCCGGCCUUACUCUACCCUGACCCCACUCUGAAAUAUAUUUGUAUUGUCUCGUUGUCAAAUUAGCCAAUCAGAGCCUUUGUCUUUGUGACAUCAUCCUCCUGCAGAGCUUUAUCAAACCAAUCCGUCCAAAGAGUGACCUCUGCAGGUUUUAAAUGCCUGAGUCUCCCUUUAAGAGCUCAGUAAAAUGAAUGUGAGCAGCGACGAUGUCGUCUGCUGUUUGAUGCAGUAUUAUCACAAACACUCUGUCCUCUCUCUACGUGCCUCUGUUCAUCAUUUAAUGCACUAAACCAAACUCUCAUCGUGACUCAUGUCUCUCUUAGAGCAGCUUCUAUUUUGGUGAUCGAUCACAGGAAGCUUGAUGCCUUAUAAACCUUCACUCUGUGUGUCUGUAAGCACAGAGUGAAGGUUUAAUUCAGACUGAGAUUAUUGAUUAAGUUUAAAAGAGUUGAUAUGAAUGUUUAUGUUCCACCUGUAAGAUGUGCUGGACUCUGUUUCUGAUCACAUGUUUAUGUAUUGAUUAUGUUUUGCACUCACUGUGGUUAAAAUGACUGAAGCCUUAUGAUACAGAGAUUCUUAAUGUAAAUGACAGAUGAAGAGCAAUCAUCACUAAUAAACAAGAUGCUUUACAGAGUCUGAA
Molecule: messenger RNA, 2109 nt
Organism: Notolabrus celidotus (New Zealand spotty)
Lineage: Eukaryota; Metazoa; Chordata; Actinopteri; Labriformes; Labridae
Gene: dhrsx
Product: dehydrogenase/reductase (SDR family) X-linked
Exons: 10
Coding region: 467-1444 (325 amino acids)
Source: RefSeq, a predicted model, not a curated record